This is a messenger RNA of Phragmites australis (common reed), 738 nucleotides long. RefSeq lists its product as uncharacterized. The transcript has 2 exons. Lineage: Eukaryota; Viridiplantae; Streptophyta; Magnoliopsida; Poales; Poaceae. The record is from RefSeq and is a predicted model, not a curated record. The coding region runs from base 1 to 738 and encodes 245 amino acids.
AUGUGUGACGCUCCUGCUUCUCGCAGUCUUCUGAUGCUGUAUGCGGGUACCCCCGCCUCCGAGACGACAACUACGGUCGUUGUCCAGGUGGACGUGAAGAAGGGUGACGCCGGCAACAGCAGCGGUAGCCUGCUGGAUGUCUCACAGCAUCCGGAUUGGCCCAAUAUGGAGAAAGCCCUCGAGGCGACCAUACUAAAGAAGAUGGAGGACGUUGGGAUCACCUCUUUCUUGCACGGUGCUUCGGUCGACGACAUGAGGCACGCCAGGAACAAAUACCUCUACCUGGCCAUUGUGCACGCUAGCUUUCUCGGCAGUCGCUGCAGGUCGGAAGAUGUUGGCACAAUCUCUCUGCUGGGGCAGAAGAUCGAGAGGCUUGAGGCGGAGAAGAAGGAUCUACGUGUCAAGCUUGAGGCCCUUGCCAAAGAAAAGGAGGAGAUGACGGUGUCCGCAGCAAACUGCGCCGCCGGCAAGGAGAACGACGAGGCGCUGGAGCGGGCCAACACGCGGAUCGCGGAGCUGGAGCGGCAGCUGCAGGACAAGAAGGCCUUCGCGGACAGCCCGCUUUCGGAGGUCGCCAACGCCGACGCACAUCUCAAGGCCUGCAGCCUGAUGUGUUUACACACAGUCACACACACGCUCCUCUACACAUUUGCUUCCAAAAAGAAGCAUGCAUGGCUGUAUCCUGGCCAGUUGGCUUAUGAAACAUCUUAUAGAAGCAUGGCACAAUGUCACUGCUAA